UUUCUUCUAUUUCCCUCCUUGUAAGGCUUUAACCCUUUCCCUCUUCAUCCCUUCCCCUCAAAUUCUUGCUAACCCUCACAAUCUAUCUUCUCCAGCUGAAUUUAUACUCUCCCCUCCCUCUGCAAUUCCCUUGUUCUUUCUCCAAACUCUAAAUCUCAAUGUCCGCUGUGGCUCGAGCCUCUGCUCGUCCCACGCCGCCGCAUCCUCCUCCUUCUACUGCUGCCGUUUCUGCACCAGCUCCGUCGGCUCAUCCUGUUGUUCCGCCAAUACGCCGCCACCUGGCUUUUGCCUCGACGAAGCCGCCAUUUGUUCAUCCCAAUGAGUAUCAUAGAUUUUCCUCUAAUAACAGUAACAACAAUCUAACCACAGCUAAUAAUACUCGUGGAAUCAUCGCCGAUCAAGAAGUUGAAGCGAUUGUCGUGAGAUCUACACCAUUAAAAAGAAAACGCACAGUGGAGAACAAGGAAGCUGAAUCCAGCCAAUGGACAAAUAGUCCAGCAAUUACCAGCAUAUCCAAUAGUCCAUUACGGACACCUGUAUCUGCCAAAGGAGGAAGGAUAAAUAAUAGAUCAAAGGCCAAUAAGUCUACUCCACAAACACCCUUGGCAAAUGCUAGUUCUCCAUCUCCUCUUACUCCUGCUGGAAGCUGCCGCUAUGACAGUUCUUUAGGUUUCUUGACAAAAAAGUUCGUCAAUCUCAUAAAACAUGCUGAAGAUGGGAUCAUUGACUUAAAUCAGGCUGCAGAAACAUUGGAGGUGCAAAAGAGGAGGAUAUAUGACAUAACAAAUGUUUUGGAAGGCAUUGGUCUUAUUGAAAAGAAGCUGAAAAACAAAAUACGUUGGAAGGGUGUUGAUGAUUCAAGGCCUGGAGAAGCAGAUAUUGAUCUAUCUGUAUUACAGGCAGAAAUUGAAAACCUUACCAUGAAAGAGCGCAUAUUAGAUGAUCAAAUAAGAGAAAAGCAGGAAAGAUUGAGGGAUUUGAGUGAGAAUGAGAACAACCAGAGGUGGCUUUUUGUGACUGAAGAAGACAUCAAGGCUCUACCUUGUUUUCAGAAUGAAACCCUGAUAGCAAUUAAAGCUCCACAUGGAACUACUCUGGAAGUACCUGAUCCUGAUGAAGCUGUUGACUACCCACAAAGGAGAUACAGGAUGAUCCUUAGAAGCACAAUGGGUUCCAUUGAUGUUUACCUAGUCAGCCAAUUUGAGAAGUUUGAAGAGGUGAAUGAUGUUGAGCCACCUGCAAGUCUCUCACUCGCUUCAAGCCCUGGCUCCAAUGAAAACCAAGUUGAUUUGGUUAAUGUGAAUGGCACCAGAGAGGAAAUUGAACCACAGGCAGUUCAAACUCAUCAAAUGUGCUCUGAUGUUAAUGCUUCACAACCUGUUGGGGGAAUGAUGAAAAUUGUUCCUUCUAAUACUGAUAACGAUGCAGAUUAUUGGCUUCUUUCAGAUGCUGAUGUUAGCAUUACGGAUAUGUGGAAGACUGAUUGUGUUGAAUGGAGUGGGGUAGAUACGUUUGAUGCUAAUUUUGGAAUGGCUGAUAUCAGUACCCCGAGGCCCCAAUCCUCACCAUCCAAUCUUUAAUUUACAUGGAAUAGUUACACAAAUACAAGCGUUGCAUGUUGGGAUUUCGGGUUAGUCCGUUGAAUGAAUGUUGAAGACGAUACAUGCUAUGGGAUCACAUGGUUGACACUAUCCAUCAAAUCCCGAUCAUAUACCAAUGAAUACCCCUUGGUUGAUCUUGGGUUGCUUUGUUAGCAGCUAUACCAAGUGUAGAUGUGUAGAAUUGGU
Messenger RNA from Hibiscus syriacus, 1787 nucleotides. Its product is annotated as transcription factor E2FA-like. The transcript is spliced from 14 exons. NCBI's taxonomy places the organism in Eukaryota, Viridiplantae, Streptophyta, Magnoliopsida, Malvales, Malvaceae. The coding region runs from base 159 to 1580 and encodes 473 amino acids. The record is from RefSeq and is a predicted model, not a curated record. Gene Ontology annotation, cellular component: RNA polymerase II transcription regulator complex. Gene Ontology annotation, molecular function: RNA polymerase II cis-regulatory region sequence-specific DNA binding; protein dimerization activity; DNA-binding transcription factor activity, RNA polymerase II-specific. Gene Ontology annotation, biological process: regulation of transcription by RNA polymerase II.